AUGGGCCUUCUCGGUUCCGCAUUCGCCUUGCCAGCUCAAAAUUCCGGUACAAGCUGGGCCCCGUCCUCCACCUUUUCAGCAAUCCCGACUUCGGUAUCGGCAAACUACGCUAGUUAUACCCCCGCUCCAUCCGUACAGGCAGCCGAGUCAAAAUACCUCGCGGACUACUCCAGUUACCUCCAAGCCACUGGAACCGCACAGGCUAGCUUGUAUAAACAGCUGAACCCGGACCUUCAAGUCAUUCAGAGCGCCCAAGCUGAAGCCUGGUCCUCAUCCGUCCCCCAGGCCACCGGCCCUGCCAAGCGCGAUUGA
Messenger RNA from Penicillium waksmanii, 312 nucleotides. RefSeq lists its product as uncharacterized. Bases 1 to 312 code for a protein of 103 amino acids. The record is from RefSeq and is a predicted model, not a curated record. The transcript has a single exon. NCBI's taxonomy places the organism in Eukaryota, Fungi, Ascomycota, Eurotiomycetes, Eurotiales, Aspergillaceae.